Molecule: messenger RNA, 1833 nt
Organism: Drosophila arizonae
Lineage: Eukaryota; Metazoa; Arthropoda; Insecta; Diptera; Drosophilidae
Product: NADP-dependent malic enzyme
Biological process (GO): malate metabolic process; pyruvate metabolic process
Cellular component (GO): mitochondrion
Molecular function (GO): malate dehydrogenase (decarboxylating) (NADP+) activity; NAD binding
Source: RefSeq, a predicted model, not a curated record
AUGAGCGCAAAGAAGUUGGAGCAGGUCUACAAGUGCGUGGAUGCCAAGGCGCAGCUGGCUGUCUAUGAUGGCGUGCCCGUGGACCGCGACACCUUCUGGCGCUGGAGUGAGGAGGCAUCGCGCAACGCGACCAGUGGCCAUGAGAUUAUGAGAAUCAACUGGCUGAACAAAACGAUGGCCUUCACGCAUCGCGAGCAGCAGCUGCUCAGCAUCCACGGCCUAUUCCCGUACGCCAUCUACAGCCUGGAGCAGCAGGUGAAGGUGUGCCAGCAGGGCUUCGCCAGAUUCACCACGCCCUUCCAGAAGUAUCUGUUCCUGUCCGACAUGGAGGCGCGGAACAGGCGGCUCUUCUACAAUGUGCUGAUCAGCGACCCGGACACGUACAUGUCGAUAUACAAGGCCAACGAGUGCCCCAACAUGAUCAAGAACUUCGGCAUGCUGUACACGAACAACCGCGGCAUGUACGUCACCAUCAAGGAUCGGGGCCACAUCUACGAUGUGCUGCGCAACUGGCCGCUGCGCCACUGCGUGCGCUACCUGAUGGUGACCAAUGGCCACUGCGUCAUGAACAUGGGCGACUUCGGGUCGAGUGGGGCGCCCGUUGUGUUCUACAAGCUGUACGAGAAUGUGGUCUAUGGCGGCAUGAAUCCCGACUGCUGCCUGCCCAUCAUGAUGGACGUGGGCACGGAUAACGACAGCCUGGUGAAGGAUCCGCUCUACUUGGGAGUGCGCCAGCCCCGCACCACCGGAGCCGCCUUCGAUGACUUCUUCGAGGAGUUCACCGUGGCUGUGCUGCGCGUCUUCGGUCCGCGCGCCGUCAUCCAGACGAAGGACUUCAGCCCCAAGGAAACACUGAGCAUGCUGGAAAAGUACCAAAGGCGUCGCUGCUACAUGGACAUCAGCCUGCAGCUCUUCGGCACCUGCGGCCUGGCCGGCUUGCUGGCCGCCCUCACGAUCACCGAAAUCAAGUUCCGGGCGAAUCAGUUCCUCUUCUACGGCAUGGAGAAGUUCAACAUCGGCCUGGCCCGCAUGUGCGUGGCGUAUCUGAAGCGCCAGGGACUCGAUGACGCUGCGGCGAGCCAAUGCAUCUGGUUCUGCGAUAGCCAUGGCCUGAUCGUGAAGGAGCGUCGCGAGCCCAAGGUGCCCGACGAGCUCUUGGAGUUUGCCCACGAUUUCGAGGCCAUUGGCACACUGCUGGAGGCCAUCGAGAAGCUCAAGCCGACUGUCCUGGUCGGCUGCAGUGCGGAGCCGCAGGUCUUCACCAAAGAGGUACUCAGGGCCAUGGAGCAGAGCUGCCAGACGCCCAUCAUAUUCGCCAUGUCGCGGCCCCUGCCCCUGGCUGAGUGCUCCGCCGACGAUGCCUUCGUCUACACGAAGGGCCGCUGCAUCUUCAUAUCGGGCUGUGAUUUGCCGCCCCUGAAGUACGCCAACAAAUGGUAUCAGCCGGGCUACUGCACCGAUAUCUACAUACACACCGGCCUCACGCUAGGCAUCAUGCUGACGGGCUUGACCACGGUGCCGGAGGAGAUAUUCCUGAUAGUCGCCGAGCGUCUGUCCAAGCUGGUCUGGCCCACCGACCUGGCCAAGCGCAACGUCUACCCGCCCCAGAGCAAGUUCAAGUGCGUGAAUCUCCAGAUAGCCGAGGCCGUGUUCACCUACGCAUACCGCCAUAGCCUCGCCACGCUCUGGCCCGAGCCGAGCGAUCCCAUGGCCUACAUAAAGAGCAAGCUCUUCAACCCCCAGUACUCCGCCACCAUUCCCGAGCUCUACUGCACCGGCGAUCAGCACGUUGGCACCACCGAGUCGAAGCAGUACUACCAGGAGCGCAUAUAG